This is a messenger RNA of Lachnellula hyalina, 1659 nucleotides long. RefSeq names its product Cationic amino acid transporter (gene cat1). The coding region runs from base 1 to 1659 and encodes 552 amino acids. Gene Ontology annotation, cellular component: membrane. Gene Ontology annotation, biological process: amino acid transmembrane transport. The transcript has 6 exons. Gene Ontology annotation, molecular function: amino acid transmembrane transporter activity. The record is from RefSeq and is a predicted model, not a curated record. NCBI's taxonomy places the organism in Eukaryota, Fungi, Ascomycota, Leotiomycetes, Helotiales, Lachnaceae.
AUGUCUUCUGUCGACCACAAAAGCGAUGCUCCGGCAACUGAGAAGGACCUCACCACCACAGGGGAUCGCAUAGACUACGAUGUCGGCUCCACCUAUACAUCUGAUAUCUUACCACCUCAUGAUUCCGCCGGCUAUCACCGCGUUCUACCGCGUCGUCAAAUCAUGAUGAUGACAUUUGGUGCGGGCAUUGGAACUGGAUUGUGGGUUGGAACCGGAACUGCAUUGUACUAUGCUGGACCUGCUGGAAUCGCAAUUGCAUAUACUAUUAUGGCCUUUGUUGUAUAUGAAAUGUAUAUGUCUAUUGGAGAAAUGACGGCGUAUAAACCCAUUCAUGGAGGCUUCAUCAGGCAGACUAUGGAAUACGUCGACCCGGCGUUGGGAUUUGCCCUAGGCAUGGCUUUUUGGUUUGACUGGGUGAUGAUUAUUCCAGCGGAGAUCACAGCCGCUAUCACAGUGGUGGACUUCUGGCCGAAUAGCGUUCCUACCGCAGCCUGGAUCACCAUAUUCCUCGUAGUAAUUGCCUUGGUUAACAUCUUCGAGGUGAAGAUUUAUGGCCACGUCGAGUUCUACAUGUCGUUCUUGAAAGUCCUUGCUAUCGUGGCUAUGAUUUUCUUCAUGAUUAUAAUGACUUCUGGAGGAAUCCCAGGAACGCCAAAAAUCGAGUUUACUUUUUGGAAAGAAGGAAUGGCCUUCAAAAAUGGGUUUAAGGGUUUGAUGAAGGCCUUUCUGCAAGCCGGUUUCAGUUUCGGUGGAGGUGAACACAUCGCCGUUAUUGCCGGAGAGGCGAUGACUCCCCGUAAGACGAUCAAAAGUACCAUCCGCCCCCUCUUCUGGCGCAUGGGCUCCUUUUUCGUCUUGAACAUCUGGCUUGUUGGAAUGUGCGUCUCCCCGAACGACAAGCGACUCGUCAGUGCGAAAGGUACACUCGCAAGCCCUUUUGUCAUCGCGAUUGAGAACACUGGUCACAAUUGGCUUGCGCAUCUUCUGAAUGCCUUUAUCCUUCUCACUGUCAUCAGCUGCGGGAUAACUGCCGUGUACAUCGCAAGCCGGACCCUGACUGCCUUGUCGGAUCUGAAACUCAUCCACCCGUUCUUUGCAUACAAAGACAAGAAGGGCCGUCCAGUGGUAGGGCUAGUGAUCAGCUUGGUCCUUGGUGGGGGACUCUGCUAUUUGAAUUGCAAUAAUACUGCCCUUGAGGUGUACACAUGGUUCUCUAGUCUUGUCGGGCUCACCGGGUUCAUCAUGUGGGGAACCCUCUUCAUCCAACACAUCCGAUUCCGCGAUGGCCUCAAGGCGCAAGGAAUCUCCUACAAAACGCUGCCGUUCAGGGACUACAUGGCGCCAUACGGACAAUACGUGGGUCUGGCCAUCAUCAUCUUCCUACUGGUCGGCGAAGCCUAUCUGGCACUCUCGCCCGUUUCCGGUGCCAAGCCGUCGGCGAAGAACUUCUUCUCGACCUAUAUCGCCGCACCUUUGUUCGUGGCCGACUAUCUGGCAUAUAAGUUUUGGUUUAAGACCAAGUUUGUCAAGGCCAGCAAUAUGGACUUUACUGCUGCGAUUCCGUUUGAUGAAGAGGACCGUCAAAUGAGAGAGGAGAAAGAGAGGAACCCGCCACCGAAUAAGACGCUGCGUCACAAGAUUACUUCAGUUCUGAUCUAA